Molecule: messenger RNA, 1330 nt
Organism: Thlaspi arvense
Lineage: Eukaryota; Viridiplantae; Streptophyta; Magnoliopsida; Brassicales; Brassicaceae
Source: the annotation of a GenBank genome assembly
GAUUUUUAAAACCAUUUUCAGCCCAGAUAAAUCGUUACCCAAGAAGCAGUCUUCUUCUAGGGUUUUUUUUUUAUAAGUUCUCGGAUUUAGGUCAUUCCGCCUCUCGUCUUCUCGUCACUGAUCUCUCACACCAAGCUUCGGCUUACGCUUAGCUACAGAAUCAAAAAAUGGUGUUUGUUAAGCCUUCCAAGUCGAAUGCAUACUUCAAGAGGUAUCAAGUGAAGUUCAGGAGAAGGAGAGAUGGAAAGACUGAUUACAGAGCGCGGAUCCGUUUGAUCAACCAAGACAAAAAUAAGUACAACACACCAAAGUACCGUUUCGUUGUCAGGUUUACCAACAAAGACAUAGUUGCACAAAUCGUGUCUGCAAGCAUAGCCGGUGACAUUGUCAAGGCUUCUGCUUAUGCUCAUGAGCUUCCUCAUUAUGGACUCACUGUUGGUCUUACAAACUAUGCUGCAGCUUACUGUACCGGGCUUCUUUUGGCUCGCCGUGUUCUUAAGAUGUUGGAAAUGGAUGCCGAGUACGAAGGCAACCUAGAGGCCACUGGAGAAGACUUCUCUGUGGAACCAACUGAGUCACGGAGACCAUUCCGUGCUCUUCUUGAUGUCGGACUUAUCAGGACCACAACAGGAAACCGUGUUUUUGGUGCCCUCAAGGGAGCCUUGGACGGAGGACUUGAUAUCCCUCACAGUGACAAGAGAUUCGCUGGAUUUAACAAGGAGAACAAGCAACUUGAUGCUGAGAUCCAUAGGAACUACAUCUAUGGAGGACAUGUCUCGAACUACAUGAAUCUGUUGACAGAAGAUGAGCCAGAGAAGUUUCAGACGCAUUUCAGUCAGUACGUAAAGAAAGGUGUUGACGCUGAGAACAUGGAAGAGCUCUACAAGAAGGUUCAUGAAGCUAUUCGCGCAGAUCCUAACCCGGAGAAGACCGCGAAAGCUGCUCCCAAGGAACACAAGAGGUACAACUUGAAAAAGUUGACUUAUGAGGAGAGGAAGAACAAGUUGAUUGAGAGAGUCAAGGCAUUGAAUGGCGCAGCAGGUGAUGAUGAUGAGGAUGAGGAUGACGAAGAGUAAAUUACUGCGUCUACUUCCAUUGUCUUAUGUUUCUUGUAGCUUUUUUGAGCUUAUGGCUUUGAGUUUUUCUAUUUGCAGACUAAAACACUCAGCUUUUGUUUUAUUCACAUCUUAAUUUCCUUCGAGGAUUUUGAUUUUGAGGUUACUUUUUCUUUAAGAAUGUAUCUAUCUUUUCUUAUAUGCCUAAUACCUUCAUCGUAUCUGAAAAUUUACAAGCUUCUGUCUAAUUGAUUUUUCUUAAUAAUUUCAAAGUA